GGUCCUUAUCGAUGCAUCGAUAACUUCAUAACUUUCUCUGGAAAUCAAAACACAAGUUGAAAUAAGAUUCUGCAAUAAAUAAAUUAUUGUACCUGAGCACCCGAUUAAGAGAAAAGGAACAAAGCGUUAGGGAGUAACAGUCGUUUAUCACCAUGGGUAAAGACUACUACAAAAUUCUAGGUAUCGAGCGGAAUGCCACCAACGAAGAGGUAAAGAAAGGAUACCGCCGGAUGGCCCUUCGUUACCAUCCAGACAAGAAUGACCACCCACAGGCUGAGGAGCAAUUCAAGGAGGUGGUGGCCGCUUUCGAAGUUCUCUCGAACAAGGAAAAACGCGAAAUCUACGACCAAUUUGGGGAGGAGGGCCUACGUUGUGAAGAUGGGCCGGAUCCAGCGACCUUCGCCCAGCCCACGUCAGACAUGGUACCUUUCAUGUGCGCCGUCGGGGGAACCGUGCUUUUCGCGUUUGCGGCGUAUAAAACGUUUCAAUUUUUCACUCGAAAAAAGGAACCAGCUUCAAAUACAGAUGGAUCGUCGUCGGACUAACCCUUCUACCUAGUCAAAAUCGAUAUAACUAAUUAUCUUUUCUCCGUUAAUAUUUCUCGAAUAAUUUCGGAUCAGUUGGUUUUUUCUUUGAAUUUAAUGUUAAAUCUUGUAAGUUUUCAAAAAAAGGACUAUUCUUUAUUAUUGUAUUAGAAAAUAUUUAGUGUAAAUAUCUUUUUCUAACAGAACGGUUCCUUUUUGAAGGGGCUUUUAUUUUAAUUGUUUAAAUACUGGAUAUGUGAUACUUCGAUUUCGAAAUCCUAAUUUGUAACUGAUCUGUACCUUAAGACGAGAUUAUAGAUUUCGAUUUCGAAAUCCUACUUUGUAACUGAUCUGUACCUUAAGGCGAGAUUAUAGAUAAGUUUAUUAACUUGUUGCAUUGUGCAAAGAACAGAUUUGUAAACAAUUUUAAUUGUUCUCACUCGUAUUAAUAUACACACUUAAUAUAAACCCUUUCCCUUGAAUUUGUAUAUACUAUAGUUAACAUAAUUCCAAUGAUGAAUUAAAAAAUAAAUGUAAUCGUUAUUCAUUAAACCAAUUUUUUUACAAGAGAUUUAACACUAAGAACAGAAAGCCAGCUUCGUAAGGAGGCGAAACUUGGCAGAAUACGGUUGGACAAUACUUAUUAGAAUUUCAUUACAAAACCAAUAAAGGUAUAUAUGAGCUAUAGGUUAUAUAUAGGUCGGCUGAAUCUAAUCUUAUGUUGUAGAUCGCAUCAGUUGAUACAACUUAAACAAAAUUCCAUCCUUCUAACUUAAAAAGCACGAAAGUAAUGAAAUCAGUUAUAUUUUAGCUAUAGGAUAAAAUCGACUGAUUCCGACUGAUCUUUGGAGUCAUGCUGAUCUAGAAUCAUCACCAACCAGGUCGGAGAUGUCUUGUUCACAUUCACAUUAAAUCGCAUUUGAUGGGCCAGGCACAGCAAGUGCACAUGAGAUUGCGGAGAUCUGGCUGAUAAAUGCUAAAUGAAACAAAUCACGCAAACAAUUUUUAUAUUUGGAAAACUAUUUUUAAACACUAGUAUUCAUAGCUUAUAGACCCAAAAAUUAUAAUUUAAAAAAACCUCUUGACGAGGUAAAGAACCGGUGACGAACCUGCAUGCGAAACCAAUUUUCAAUUUUAGUGACGAAAAUAUGCUAUAUAGGUUUAUAAAAUUGCAUAUAAAAAAUAUUCUAAUUCGGCACUAGAAUAUUUGAUAGCAUAAAUAUUGGACUACCGUCCACAGUGAUGCUAUCAAAUUUUGAAAAUAAAUAAAAUGUUAAAACUUAAAAUGUUAAAACUUUUUUAUUUAAGUAAACUAUUCACAAAACCGAUAAUUUUAAAGGCUUUUGUUGUGAUGUUCUGUGUCCUGUCCGAUAUUAAAUAAAUUGCAAUCGAUUUGAAUUUCGAUUUGGAGCUCGUACAGUGGCAGCUUAACUUAACUCUGCGAUCUAUCGAACCGCAGUUUACACAUAUGGAUGUACUUAUACUAAUAUACAUAAAUACGCACACGAGUUUAAUAAUUUGAGCUUUUACUUGGCUGUGCUGUGCGGAUGAAGAAAAUGAAUGAAGAAUUUGUGGAUUACUAUGAAGUUCUCGAAAUAAGUCGUGACGCCACACCCACGCAGAUUCGUGAAGCGUUCCGCAGGCAAGUUCUCAAAUGGCACCCCGACAGGAACCCGGUCGGAAAUGAGUACAUUAGGAAGAUAUACGCGGCCUACGAGGUCUUAGGCGAUCCAGAAAAAAAGUCUAUAUACGACAUGACGUUGGCAAAUUUUCCCCGGACGCGGUCCAGGAGCUACUUUUUCAUUCCAUCUUUUUCUGAUGGCAACGCCGGAAAGAUAAAGCUAGUAUGCUUUGUAGGAGGAGUGCUAGUGGUGGCCUACACUACCUACAAGCUGCUGCGACAAUCCCCUCCGCCGCCGGUGCCACCACUACUGGCGCUUCCAUCAGGGGAGACGCCGGUAGAACCAAUUGCCACCAUCGUCGAGGAGCUAAAUGCACCACACCCUUCAUCCAUCUGGACGCUGAUUUCAUGGUUGGCCGCUCUAAGAUCCAAAAGAAUAUUAAGAAACGGCAAACUUACACCAGGUCUUUCGCCAUCUUCUUCCAAUUCAACGGCUUCUUCUGCUGCCAAUACAAUUUUGAAUGCUCUAUCUUCUGGACCGCCCAACAGGAUUCCAUCAGCUGUAACUGGAAUGUCGAAAAACAUUAGCCCGGGACUGCAGAGCCAGGCAUCUGCUGCCAGUUCAAUUUCCCAACCAUUAGCGACUGUUGCGGAUAACGUGCUUUCAUCGGCAGCGAAAGUAGUGCCGAAGCCCGAAGCUUCUUCGGUAUCCAACAUAAUGUCGAAGACCAUAAAUCUUGGACCACCAAACGCCAAAUCCUCAGCUUCUUCGGUAUCCAACAUAAUGUCGAAGACCAUAAAUCUUGGACCACCAAACGCCAAAUCCUCAGCUUCUUCUUUGAAGUCCGAAAAAUUUACGGGAUAUAUAUUCCAACGGUGGAGACGAGUCCCUGGCUUUGCUAGUAAUUUAAAGCCCUUUACGAUUGCUUUUAAAAAUAACAUGGUUGAAGGAACCACCAACGCUUGGACAUGGACUGCUUUAAAGGCACGGCCCUAUAUAGAUUCUGUUCCAAACAAUGUCAUUGGCAUCGCAAUGGCUACGGCGUCUAAUGCCACGUUAAAAGGAGCAUCGAAAGUCAAAAGUCUGUUCUCGACGUCGAGGGCACUGAAGCCACAGCCCCGUACAAAUCCCGUUUCAAACGAAGCAGUUGAUGUGGCAACGGCAACGGCAUCCAAAGACACGUUAAAAGGAGCCACCAAUGUCGGAAGACAGUUGCCACAGGACGUGGGAUUAAAAAGUACAAAUGCCUCAGAGUCUAACUUUCAUCCGCCUUCUCCGCUGAAGGCGACAAUUUACAUUGGCGGAGGCAUUCUGGUUUUGUAUGGAACUUACAAAUUGGCAAAUGGAUACUGGAGCUCUCCUCCUCCACCUUCAAAAGCUGAAGUUAUUUCCAGUGCGAUGAGACAGGCUGGUAGUGCCUCUUACGAUGGAAUUAAAUCUGUUGGAGGUGCCUCCUAUAAUGUAUUGAAAUCUGCUGGUAGUGCCUCUUAUGAUGGAAUUAAAUCGGUUGGAGGUGCCUCCUAUAAUGUAAUGAAAUCUGCUGGUAGUGCCACUUAUAAAGCAAUGAACUAUACUGGUGAAGCAUCAAAAUCAGGGAUUAGUAAGAUCUGGAAGUAUGCAACUGGUUCGUAAAAAACCCAAUAAUACCUUUGUCCUUCUUUCGUUUUUUUUUAAAUAGUUAUGUACGAACUUUUGUUUGUUUUUUUCCAUAAACGCCACUUCAAAAUGUACUUGCAUGCUUUCAUUAAAGCUUUAAGUAAACUAUAAAUAAACAAUUAAAGGCAAAUAUAUAUAUUUUUUAUAAAUAAA
Messenger RNA from Drosophila ananassae, 3955 nucleotides. RefSeq names its product dnaJ homolog subfamily B member 4. The record is from RefSeq and is a predicted model, not a curated record. Gene Ontology annotation, biological process: cellular response to misfolded protein. The coding region runs from base 153 to 545 and encodes 130 amino acids. The transcript is spliced from 2 exons. Lineage: Eukaryota; Metazoa; Arthropoda; Insecta; Diptera; Drosophilidae. Gene Ontology annotation, molecular function: Hsp70 protein binding. Gene Ontology annotation, cellular component: endoplasmic reticulum membrane.